Messenger RNA from Ananas comosus (pineapple), 641 nucleotides. RefSeq lists its product as uncharacterized. Bases 5 to 271 code for a protein of 88 amino acids. The transcript has a single exon. NCBI's taxonomy places the organism in Eukaryota, Viridiplantae, Streptophyta, Magnoliopsida, Poales, Bromeliaceae. The record is from RefSeq and is a predicted model, not a curated record.
GAGGAUGGUGCUGACGAAGGUGCUGGUGAAGGUGACGAUCGAGCGCAGCCUGCUGCCGGUGCACCUGGUGGUCGCCCCCGAGAUGACGGCCGGCGAGCUGAUCCGCCAGGCGGUGGACGCCUACUCCAAGGAGGGCACGCGCCCGCUGCUCACCACUGCCGAUCCCAAGGCCUACGACCUCCAUUACUCGCAGUACACCCUCCAGAGUAUGUAUAUGCAUCAUCGCCUCCUCUUCUUCUCCUUCUUCUUCUUCUUCUUCUUCUUCUUCUAGAUCUCUCUCCUGCUAAUUCUCAUGAAUCUACAAAAUGCAUAUACAUUUGCCUUUAAUUUCUUCUUGUGCGUAUAGAUACGUCACCAGAACGUACGUUGUUGUGUACGCGCGCGGCAUAUAUGUAUCUUUAAGUCAUAAAAUAUUAAAAUAUGCGAAAGCGUACUAUUACUAAAUGGGCUGCAAUCCGACACUCACCCUCGCCAAAGCCCAUAUUUCAAUUCUCUACAAAUAGAUCUUCUCGCCUUGCUAGUCCUACAGCCCAAAUGAGUUUGUACUUUGUAAUCUCACAACCUCAUCAUACAAGGAUCAAGAUUCCUCUAUGUACUAGUAUUGUUUUGUUAAUGCUAAGACACAAAGAAAGUUUAUUAAA